Molecule: messenger RNA, 11148 nt
Organism: Rhipicephalus sanguineus (brown dog tick)
Lineage: Eukaryota; Metazoa; Arthropoda; Arachnida; Ixodida; Ixodidae
Gene: c11.1
Product: maestro heat-like repeat-containing protein family member 1
Exons: 36
Coding region: 247-5199 (1650 amino acids)
Cellular component (GO): cytoplasm
Source: RefSeq, a predicted model, not a curated record
CAGAGGAGGCGCUAGUUUACGUUUACAUGUUUGCAUAUGGAGGGCUGUGCGCCUGUUGGAGACUCCGGUUGUGUGUUGCUACAAGUGUGAUAUUUGCACCUUGCAUUUGCUCUUUAUUUCGCGUGCGUUAAACUAAUUGAUCAUUGACGAUGCCUUAUCUUCGAAGGUCAUGUUGGUACUACGAACGCGAAAGUCUUCCAUGUCACUGACCAGCAUCAAGCAAGCAUAGAAGUAAGACCAUUGAAGAUGGUUACAGAUGCUUCUUUCAAGACGGGCGGCCAGGUUGAUGGCAUUGUUGCAGCCCUUGUGGAAAGCUUGGGAGACAAACAAGACAGCGUCUGCCGUGCAGUCAGUCACUCACUACAAGUUAUCGGCAACCAUUGGCCUAAUCUUGUAUUGAGUAGCUGCCAUGAGUACUUGACCAAGGAGUCAAAAUUGUCAUCCUCUCACAAAAACUUGCUGUUCACUGUGAUGCACGAAGUGUGCAAAGAUUCUGUUGACAAACUAGACAAAGCACUGUUAAACAAUGUUUGUAAGACUACAAUUGAGGAGAUGACACGUACUAAGGAGAUGACAACAGACAGUGUUCUCUGUCGAAUAGUGAUAGCCCUAGGCAGACAGCAUCCCCACGAGACAAUGGAGCUGGUCCAAGCCAAAUUUCAGCCGGGCUCCUUGCCACACCCUCUUGUGUUGGAAACCCUCGCUGGACUAGCGCUUGCGAACCCAUUUGGUAUCAUGCCCUUUCUUAAAGCCCUACUUGGCACCAUGCUACCAAUGUUAAGUGGAGCUCGCACAGAACAGCUAAAAUGGGCUAUGGCAUUUGCGCUCGGCAGAUUCUCUGAAGCAAUUGUGGAGUAUCUGAGCAACAUUGAAAAAGCACCCGAUCCAUCUGUGCAAAAGGCUAGCUUCGCUACUGAAAUAAUCAGUGCCUUUGACUUUCUCUUAGCCAACUGGCUGCAGGCAAGGGAAGCAAAGGUUCGAGCUGAGUCAGCUGUAACCCUUGGCUACAUGGCACAGCUUCUGAGCAAGUCAAAGCUGGAAGAGCAACUGCCGAAGCUUCUCCCAUCUCUGAUUGCGCUCUAUCGAAAACAACAUGACUGUUUUCCUGUCAGUAAGGGGUUGUGUCUGGUUUUGGAAGCAGCCACCGAGUACAAAUGCCUUGUGCUGGAGCAGCACCUGGAUGUUUUGAACAACUCACUGUUUCUACAGGUUUGCAACCCGCCGGACUACACAGAACCUGCAAGUGUCAGAAACCACAACGAAAGCCUACGCUGUUUUACUGUGUUAGCUACAAUGUUUCCGGAUAGACUGACAGCCUUCCUCUUGAUGAAAGCAGAGAACAGCAAUGAUAAAACAAGAAUUGGAGCUCUGACAGUGCUGAAACACAUAAUCAAUUGUGCAGGAUCCACAGAACAAGAUCCAAACUUGGAUGAAAGGAUGCGCAGCAUAAUUUUGGGCCUGCAGUCAUCGUUCAGUGAUCCAAGCAACAAGGCAAAGAAAGUGUUGGCCCAAGUCAUCGUUGCUCUGGCUCACCAUGGUUACCUUGAUGCAAAUGGUGGUCACUCCAUGGUUGAGUUCCUUGUUCGGCAGUGUGCUCUUCCAGACGAUACAGCCAAGCGUCCGACAGACUUCGACUAUGUGAGCAAUGAGGCACUGCGUACAAUGUGUGAAAAUGUUUUGCAGCUUCUGACAACCACUGUUGACGACAUUGACAAGAUCAUGUGGCCUUCCUUAUUUGAGUACUUGUUGUGUGAAGAGCUGACCCCAGCUGUAGGGAUUCUUUGCAAGUGCCUUGCUAAUUUUGCUUCAAAGAAGCGGGACGCAGGUUACCCUAUUGAGAUCAACUAUGAGAAACAUGCUAGUGUACCAAAGCCGCAAGAGUUGCUGGCACGAUUGCUAGUCGUGCUCGGCUCUCCCUUGAUACACCAUCACCGAGGAGUUCAUGUCCUACGCCUGCUGCGUUGUUUGCCUGCAUUAGUGCACCGUAACCUGGUGGCCCUCUGGGACACUGUUCUGCCCCAAAUGACUUCUCAAUUGCAAAGUGCUAUUGAUAACCCAGAAAAUGGUCUGGACAGGGAGGCUUGGCGAGAGCAGAUUUUGGACCUGACCCAGAGAUGCUUUGUGGAAGUGGACAAAGAAGAAUGGACUCUGUCAUUGGGAAAGGCUAUGCAGGCGCAACUUAGCCUGUAUAGUGCAUACCCAGAUGAUAAGUGCAUGCUGCUACAGUUGCUUGGAGCAGUUAUGAAAAAAGUGAGCAGCAAGCAGUUUAUAAAUGGAGCUCUAGACAAAAUAUUUGAGCAUAUCAACCAUGUACACCCACGGGAAAGAGAGGGUUGUGCUCUUGCAGUAGGUAUGUGUGCAGCAUCUCACUUGGAUGCUGUGGUAGUAAAGCUGGAGCAGGUAGCAAAAGAUGAUCUUCGUAAGAAUUCUGGAAUUCUUAGCUUUCUGAAGGAUAUUACUGGUGACAGUUAUCAUGAGAAGCUUUUGGCAACAGUUGUCUUGAGUUAUGGCCAUGUUUCUAUGCGAGCUCCAGCAUCAAUCUUGACUACAAGGAUUGAAACACCCAUUCUGAGAAGUGCUGCAAAAUUCUACCAGGCAUCGAAGGACCCCUCUGUGCGGCAUGCAAUGCUCCGCACCGUGAAAAUGAUUGCAGAUGCAGUUCACCCUGACAAACUUCAGGAGCAAUAUGUCUUCUACUCAAGAGGCGAUCUGGUUACUGAGAUGCAACAGUUGCUCAAGGCUGAGAAUCCCAUUCUUGUCACAUCCACAACAAGGGCCCUAGUUCUCAUGGCUCUGGCUAGCCUUGUCAAAUUGGACCCACCUCUGCCUCCAAGUGAAAUAUCUGCUCUUGUGACAAUGGCUGUUUCACGAGUCUACCCAUUGCCAGUGCGAAGCCCUCCCAUUGCGUUUGAUGAUGCAGCAAGUGGCGACCAAGCACAUAACCAUUCAGAGUUGGUGGCAGGCAGCCUUAGUGCACUGGACCAAUUUCUUGCAGAGUUGUUGUCCAAAGACCGUACUCCUGAUAAUCUUCAGCUAAUCAUCAGGGUGCUGGUCCCUUGGCUCAAUUCUAAACAGGAGUAUGAGAGAGAGCGCUGCUUGAACUCUAUCUGGGAGCUUAUGAUGCUUUACAGCAGUCACAUCGAAUCUGGGGUGUUUCGGAUGUUCAGUUGUUUUGGCUUUGUCCUUGGUACUCUUGUGCCUCGCUGCACCGACUCCAGCAUCUCCAUUCGCAACACUGCUCUGACCUGUAUCCACCUGUCUCUCGAGAUAAACAACAAGAGUCAAAGCCUUUCAUCUAAGGAGGACACAGAUUAUCAUGGUGUUGAUGAUCUUCAGGCAAACAUUCAGAAGUCAGACCCUGAGACCUUUCACGUGAUUUCAAAAGAGUUGGCAAAGACACUGGCCAAGAAGGUGCCGUCCAUUCAACUCCUUUCGUUAGCCGAGACACUGCUUCAAGGUCUCAAGGAUCCAGUGUCAAGCAGCUCUUCUGGUGCAGCCCAUGUACUUUCUGGCCUGCUGCAGCUGCGUGGUGCUGAGCUGCGGGGUGAAGUGGCCCACCUUGUCGAAGGGCUGCACCAGCAGCUUUCGCAUGUCCACUCUCCCCAAACGCAGUCUGAGGCCCUUGAAGUGGUUCGAACUUUGGCUCAACACCACUCAAGCAUCGUUGUGAAUGCCCUUCUUACCUAUUCACUACCUUAUGACAAGCACAUAUGUGAGUGCUGGUCAGCACUGGCCAAAGAUCCUGCCAUGGGUGCGAGUAUUGUGAACCACCUGCUGGAAAUGCUGGACAACCAGGGAGCGACAGAAUUUCAGCCAGACCCCAAAAGCCAAAGAGGCACCAUCAGAGUGGCCGUUAGGGAUGUGCUUGCAGCCAUCUGUGCCCUCCAGGAGAUGUUCAACACUGUUGGAAUGGAGUCCUGUGCUAAGGAGGCAUUUGGCCACGUUUUCUCAGCCCUCCUAUUGGCUGCAGCAAGUUAUGUUGGCGUCAGUGCAGUGAGCUUCAUUUCAACAAACACUACCACCAAACAGGAGUCCGGAGCCAGCCCCAAACUGCUUCCACUACGAUGUGCACUUCAGGCUUUUGAGGCCUUCCUAAGGCGGGCAGGUCAGGAAGAAAUUGUGGCCAGUAUGGAAAAGGAUGGCCACUGGGACAGCAUGGAGCAAGAUGAAGUUUUUCCAGAUUCUGUUACUGUAUUGGCUGGACUUAUGUGCCAGCAGUGCCCUUGGCACAUGGCAGGUGUGGUGUCAGGCCUGCAGAACAGGCUUGGCAGUAGCCCAUUGGAGACUCAGCGCCUGGCUGUGUUGGCACUGUUUGCUGAGCUGCUGAGCCAGCCGUUUGAGGGGGCACCCCUGCUGGCCGAGCCGCUCAUGAACCACCUGCUGAGCUCCCUGGCUGACCCCAGUCUUGCUGUGCGCCGGCUAUGCCUGCGCAGUCUUGCCCAUCUAGGCCGUGCUGAAGGGCAUCUGGUUCAUCGUUACUCCAGCACAGUCUUAUCUGCCAUGAUCAGUGGUCUUGAUGACAAGGAUGACACAGAGCAGAAGAUCAUGCUGGAAGCUAUCAACGGACUUGCCACACUUCUGUGUCACGCUGAUCAGCAUGAUGUUGGAAGCUUCAUCACAACUGUGGCUCUCCGGCUACGCCCCAUGUUUGAAAAGGAAAAAUGUGAAGUGCGUGCAGCAGCGUUCAAGCUGUUCGGAGACCUGGCCCGCUUUGCAGAGGGAGAAUUCAGAGAUGCAUUUGUGGAACAGGCCAUCAGCAACGUGAUCACGCUGCUUGUGCACUUGAACGAAGGUGACAAGCAUGUUGUAAAGGCAUGCAAGGCAACUUUGAAGAAGCUGGGGCCAUUGCUCGGAUCUGAAGAAGUGAACAACAUGUUCCAGAGGCAUUUGCCUGAUGGUUCCCAUCUCCACUACUCUGAGUUCAUUAGCGACCUAACAAAAGUCAUGGUGAUUGAUCUCGAACAGCACAUGUCCACAUUUGUGACCUUAUGUCUUGGUCACAUGAAGAGCCUUAACCCAACUAUUCAGUGCAAUGCUGUGUUGCUCUUAGGCUGUCUGCUGGGAAAUGCGCGUGCGGAGCUCCGUAAGGACCUUCCUUGUGAGCGUGCAUGCUCAGCACUCGUCCUGCUGCUGAAGGCUGAGCUUCCCGAGCAGCGCUGCAGAGCUGCGGAAGCUCUGAGCCUUCUCCAUGGUUGCUGAAGAAGUCUGGUUGCCUCUCAACUAGCUGCUAUGGCUUCUUGCCAUUGAAAGCAAACGCAUGUGUGCCUCAAAGGCUUUUUCCACACGUUUUGCUCUAAGUCUUUGCGUCUUCCCCACUGGAGCCUUGAUUAUAACUGCCAAGUCGCAGGCAUUGUAAGCAGCAUUGAGUGGGGUCCACUCUUUGCCAUAGCUUGUUGGUUGCAGUUGCUCUUGACGAUCACAUAUACGUUUCUUUGUUUUUAAUUUGCAGCAUGCUGUUAAAGGCAUGCAGUGUUAUAUUUUUCCAUAUAUAAUGCAUCAUGCUAUUAUUAUGCAGUGCGACAUAUGCAGAGUGAUAGAUGUAUGGUAUAUAUAUGGUUGUAUCUUGAUUAUAUUAUAAUGUGAGGUUGUAUAUUUAAUGUUAUAGGCUCUGGUGAGAAGGCUAGCACACGGUUCUUCUUUAAUUUUUCUAUCCUAUAUAAGAUUGUGAGAGAUAUCAAUGUGGUAUUGUUUAUUCCAGAGCACUGUAUGCUGGUGUGCAGAGGGCUCACUCAAGUCUUGGUUUCUUAUAUUUUAGCUUCUAUACCAAUGCAUAUUUUUCUAGUGCCCAUAGUGAAGCAAUAACGCACUUACAAUGUUAAUUCAAUUGCAAGCAUUCCCCACUUGGUUAAUUUUGCACAUCAAAUCAUUUAGUCUGUGUGUUAUAUACACCUUGCUGUGUGCAAGUAUCAACAGCAGGUAUUUGAUUAAACUUGGUGAUACUCGACUUGAAAUAGCAGGGACACUUCCGUGAGAAUGGAGAUACUGAAAAACUUUUGUACAGGUAAUUUUUAAUUCUUUCCUCUGGCUUCCCAAUAGUUGAGUUCAUAACGAGUUUAGUUACAGUGAAGGUCAAGAAGUCAGAAGUCACUUCAAAAUGGGCAUUGUUUAUUUUCAAAGCACGGUGUUCAUAUGCAAAAUACACAGCAGAAGCAAAGCUUAUCUUCUGUCUUCACUGCAGUACAACACUGUUAUAGCGCGUAAGCAGUAACGCGCCAGAUGUAGCUGCUUUAUUUUCACCAUUUAUUUUACACACAAGGUGACUGACUUUACAAGAUGGAAGCACUAUUUUUAUUCAUGUUAAGCAUUGUACCAACUUGUGUAGGUACAGUAGCUCAUGUGAUUAGUCUGUAUAAAGAUAUAGAGAAUUCUUGCAUUCUUGUAAUCUGGUAGAUGUGAAUGUGUCUGAUAUAUUAAGGCAUAGUAUACUUUGUGUUGAAUACAAGGCAGUCAUGCCUGCCACUAGGUUUCUACGCAUGAAGCCACAUUCUGCAAGCAGUUUUUCUUUUAUAACCACCCGCCUAUGUAUAAUUUGCUCAUGUCUCAUGUAUGCCAUUGAAUGGCUUAUAAUGCAAAUCAUGUCUGGGGUAUAGCUCUUGUAUUAGACUCUGCAUUGUGCCACGAAAGCUGCAGCUGGUACUCGGAGGUUGGAAGAGGCAACGCAGUGACCUUGUUAUAAUGGCGGCCUUUUUCUUUGGUGGCACUAUUUUCUUAUUUUUUUUGGGGGGGGGGGGGGGGUGGUUUACUGUCUGAUGCCUUCAAUUUUUGUGGUAUCGAUUGCAUGGACAUAUUGUAUGCUGCUGCUAACCAUGAUGUGUGGUUUGAAAGGAGAGCCACCGGCUUCACUUUUCCACUAGCGAAAGUGGCAGACAUGGCACACCAGACUUUGCUGCGAGUCGUCUUGAAUGUGAGUAUAGUUGGUUGCAGUUGUGAAUUCUUCUCUUGUAGCACACUUAGGGACAAUACCGGUACUUUGCUUGGCACAUUUAGUGUCUUUUGCAACCUUGGCUUAAAAUUCCCAAGCAGUAAUGUGCAUAUUCACUGUUGCAGUGGUGAAGGCACAUUUGGAUUUCAGUCGCCAUUCUCUGCUGCGACUGAUAAUUGUGUGCUUUAGCGACGGAUAAUGUGUGCUUUAAAGGACACAUUAAAGCAUGUGCACUUUAAUGUGUGUGCACAUAAGUGUGUAAGAUGGGUAUCCGCAUUUACUUUUGAAAGACUUUCGAGGUAUUUGUGUUAGAGGUGUCUUCUAUUGCACAAAGUACCCUAUAGCUGAUGCUGUAGUACAGCAAGCUGGUCAUGACAAGCACAGAAGUUAUUAGGUACCGACUACAGUUAGUUUUAUGAGCAUAUUUACUGGCACCUCUCACACCUGUACUUUGCUGCUGUUCAUGAUUUAAUUAGAAGAAUUAUUGCAGUUGAUUUUGUUUUGUUAAAAAACUUUUUGAAGAAAGGUCACUUAUGUAGAAAUGCCUGUGGGAAUAUGCACUGUAAGGCACCUGAAACUGAAUUGAGUGAUCCCUUCCCACUUUGAAAACGAAAAUUUACAAUAUGUGUUAGCAUGACUUUGUGCUUUCUAUAGAUACUAAUGAUUCUAACUGCAAAUACAGCCUCUGAUGAGCUGCUAGCUGCAGGGGCGUAGCCAGAAAUUUUUUUCGGGGGGGGUUCAACCAUACUUUAUGUACGUUCGUGCGUGCAUUUGUAUGUGUGCGUGCAUAUAUACGCAAGCAAAACUGAAAAAUUUCGGGGGGGGGGGGUUGAACCCCCCCAACCCCCCCUUGGCUACGCCCCUGGCUAGCUGCAUAUGCAAGCUCUAGCUGUGUUCAUAGAGAAGACUUGACCGUUAGGCACUUCAUUUAGGUGCAUAGUUAGCAUGCUUAAUAUUGCUUUACAUUCGUUGGUUAUGAUGCUGUCUAAUUUGUAAAGUAUGUGUGUACAUGAAACCACACUUGCUAGAAGGCCACUAGCAGUUUAUCAGCAAUUCUUUGUGUAUUAAGUGUACUAUACCAUGAACUCGUAUACACAGUAGAUUUUUCGCAAAUUACUGUGGGAACGUGCUGCAUUUGCAUGUGAUGUGUCAGGUGAAGGUAUCAUGUGAACAAGCUUUCUCUUGCAUUAUAGCCCCUCUGUGAAUAUUUGUAAACUAUUCCCAACUGUGGUGGUGGGUGAAAAGCAUUCUUGGAAUGUCCACAGAUCUAUACGCACCUAACUUCAUCUCUUUCAAUUUUCUUAGCAGCAGGCAGACACAUAAUUUUGUAACCUGUUUGCCAAGCUCAGCCACUAAACAGCACUCUUGCCAUUAUGUACUUCCACAGAUUACUAAUUUCUUGGAGAUUAUAAAUUUGGUGUCAACACGAGAGGUUAGUGCUCUUGGCCUACUUCUUGUCAACAUGUUACAUGAGUUUUUCUGUGUUUUUUUUUCUCAUGUUACACCGUUUUCAUUGGUCCUUAUUCCUCUGUUAUUGACAUUGUUCCAGCUUCUUCCAAGAAACAAAAUUGAUACUGCUUUUUGUAUUUCUUUUUUAGCAUCUAAUGUUUUCAUGGUGUACAGUGAGAGCCAGCAUGUUUUGGUGGCACUUUAUUUGCAACACCACCACCUUGGUAUAUGCACUGGGCCAGUUGAAUGAUCCUUUUUAACAUUCAAAAUAAAUAAAUUAUAUUGCUGGCCCAUGUGACUGCAGAUGCAAUUCUUGGCAGUAGUUCCUAUCUUAUGUGUGAAUGUGUAACCGAUUUUGUGCUACUUGGCACACUUUAGUUGUGGCAAAAUUUAGCAAGUGAGGUAAGCUCAGCCACUGGACAACUAAGCGCUGCGGAAAAGCAAACCUCACAGUGGCUGUAGGCAUGUAUUUGCAAGGGCAAGAGGUACGAAUUUAAUUUGAGUAAAAUAAUCAAGCCUUGAUUGUAAAGACAUUUUAGUCUAGUUUUUCUUUUGGCAACAUAAAUGCAGUGUUCGAGCAUGUUAACGUAAAGAAACCUGCUGAUAACUGCAUUUGUAUGUCAUUAUUUCAUAUUCUCACUAAAAUAAUUACGGAGGCCAUGAAAACGAUAUCAACAGGCUGAGCAGGCUUGGCAGCCAUGGUGCACCAUUUUCCCCUAAUGAUCUGUUGCCAUUCGCUGUGAUGAAGAGAUAGGGUUUGUGUGCAUCAAUUUUCACAAUUACUUCUGUCCGUUGCUUUUUGACAUACAGAGAAGCAAAUAUGAUGAACAAAAGGUGUUGCAGAGCCCCUUGAAGUGCAUUUAGGCUGCUUCUACAUAAGUCAAUUCAGUGCACUUGCUGGAAAAAAAAAGCUAUCACUUGUCUCAGAUAUUUCACUUUGCAGCAUGCUUUUCUUGCUCUGCCACCUACUUGUUACAUGUUAUUCAAAACAAAUUUGUGAAGAUUCUUCUUAAGCAAAAAAAAAGAAAAAGAAAAAAAAAGAAACUUAUCUCGUACAGACAUGUAAAGCCCAUUAAUGUACUCCAUGCACAUGGGCACUUUCUCUUUUGCUUCUCUUCCUCUACUACUGCUUGCUAUUAAUAUGGUCAGUAAAUACAUACAUAUAUAUGCAUAGAGGAAUGUAGUUUUGUAGUGUUCUAGUGCAGUGCUUGCAGUGCUGCUGCCGAUGAUAAGUUGUCAGUGUUACCUGAGGUGUAAUAAAGAGGCAGCUGUGACCUUCAUUGCAUUUUCUGCCAUUCCUGUGUAAAGAAAGAAAAAGAAAAGACCAUAAGCAUUUCUUGCCUGAUUCAAGUGUUCUCGAAUAGAUGCAGGUUACUUGGAUGUUAGGAAGGAGCAGAAAUUAAAAUAGAAGUUGAGAGCUUUGCAUGCAUCCAGAACCACAAAACAAACUCAUCAUUUUACUGAUUUAGAGGUCACUAAGUAAUUUCAGUGUAGUUAAACGCACUUCUGUUGUCAAAUGGAGUGACAGGCAGAGGGGGAUGGCAAAAAAAAGAAAGGCUGAGUAGCAUGUGUAACAAUGCAAAAAUAAGGUUGCACAAAUUUAGCUUUUUGUGUGAAUAAUUAGUAACGAUGAUCACAGGCUGUGUUAACAGAAACAAUUCCUGUAUUGCAGCUUCUUUUCUUCUCUGGCACCCUUACCACUUGCCGUCGUUUUCAUUCCUUACUUAAUUCCAAGGAGGUACCAGUCAAAUUAAGCUGUUUUCAAUGCUUUGGACCUUUUUGUUGUUGAGUUAGCUUGAUUUGUGUAAGAGGAGUGUUGAAAGGGGGAGGUCUUUUUAUAAGUGGGGAAGAAAUAGUUGCACCAAGAUGAACGAAUGGCACAUCCUUCAUGGUAUGCAGGCACCGUGGUUACAGCCACAAUACUAAUAAUGAGCCUGUAGUCAAUCGAAUCAGCAGUGUUUUGGUGUUGCUAGCGGCCUUAUUGUUAUUACUGUCAAAACGAACGGGAAGGAGAAAUGAAGAGGUAUUUUUAUUGUAGGCCUUAUGGGGUGUUUGUUGCCCAGCUUUUUAUCUAAGGGUGUACCCGAGUAGAAAUCUUGCAGUAGCUUGUCAAGUUUAUGCACAUUGUUAUCGGUAUGUAACAGCUGUGUUAUUUUGUGGAUUGAAGCACUGAAAAUCUAUGAGUCACUCGACUUUGUAGCAGAUGAAACUGACAAGUAAAAUGCCUUUGUAUCUCGGUGUUUCAUGAAAGUGAUUUCACUUUGCCACCGAUGUAUGCUGGAUGUGAGCCUGCAACGAUCUCAUCGCCUUUUCACUGUUGGACACGGCGUAUUUGUGUCCUGUGGGAAGAAAUGCAUGAUCACUAGUACAUUACCAAUAUAUGGCAGUCAAUGUAUAGUCACAGUGGCAGACAAUGCAGUAUGUGUGCCAAAGGAGACAAAUGUGCACAGAGUUUCGGCCAUGCUUUGCAUUAUUAGUGCUUGGUCAUUGUUUGAUUUCUUUUAUCUGCAAGGGAGUUGAAUUAACUUUUGUUAUGUAGAUUUACAUACAAUCGCAUUUUCAAUUUUGUAACUGUAGUUUCAUUCCAUAACAUUUAUUUUUUGACAUUGUACUUUUGUUGGAGGGUGAAACGUUUUAGUCGCAUGUUUUGUCUGAAGCUGCAUGUGCAGCAUUGUGGCCGUUAUAUACGAGCUUGUUGUGUGUGGUUUCACAACAUAUGGCAACUGAUGUUCUUGAUGCUAUGCUUAUGGGUUGAAUAAAAGUUGUUUUCAUCUAAA